Messenger RNA from Sardina pilchardus (European sardine), 951 nucleotides. RefSeq names its product interferon-induced protein with tetratricopeptide repeats 5-like. Gene Ontology annotation, biological process: defense response to virus. Gene Ontology annotation, molecular function: protein binding. The record is from RefSeq and is a predicted model, not a curated record. The transcript is spliced from 4 exons. NCBI's taxonomy places the organism in Eukaryota, Metazoa, Chordata, Actinopteri, Clupeiformes, Clupeidae. Gene Ontology annotation, cellular component: cytosol. The coding region runs from base 46 to 951 and encodes 301 amino acids.
CCAGAGAGAACUACUACAGACCAGAAACUCUCCUACUUUCUCAACAUGGCCUCAAUACAGACUGAUCUGCAGAGACAGCUGGACAGUGUUGAGUGCCACUUCACCUGGAACCUUAGUUGCAACGUUAGCAUUCUUCACCGGCAGCAGGAGCGUCUGGAGGACCGCAGUCGACAUGGCUGUACUUGGGAGGGCCAUCUGUAUAACCUGCUGGGUUACGUCGUCUACCACAUCCAAGACUCUGCAGAGGAGGCACUGCUACACCUGCGACAGGCUGAGGUGGUGCUCAAAGAGCAAGAACCGGAGGGGAGAGGACCACGUCUGCUGGUCAACCAGGCUAACCUGGCCUGGGUGCACUACCACUUGGGGGAGCUGCCAGAGUGCCAGUCUUAUCUGGAGGAAGUGACCCGGCUCCAGGAGGAAUUCCCUGCUCCUCCAGGAUGUGAACUGCAUCCAGAGGUUUAUGGGGAGAAAGGCUGGACUCUGGUGAAGUUUGAGCAUGAUUUUCAGAAACUAGCUGUAGCUAACUUUGAAAUGGCUCUGAGAGGAGAGACAGAUAGGAAAGAGUGGCACGUAGGCCUUGCUUUAGCCAAGUAUAAAGUUUAUUUUAAUGAAGGGAAUGAAGAGUUGAGAGGAGAAAUCAUUGAGCAAAUUAAAAUUGCAAAGACUAAAGAUCCAGAUAACCUGCGUAUGUUAGCUAUGUACUGGAAUGCAUUGGCGGAUGUUGGGAAAAAGACAGAGGAGACUGGCUCCAGUGACGAGGCCUUGACCUGCCUGAGGAAAGCAGAGAAGAUGAUCAGAGAGCAGGGGGAAGAAGAGAAAGACUGCCUCCUGCUGGUGAACCAGGCAAACCUCGCCUGGGUGCACUACUUGAGGGACUUACUCGUGUCAAGACGAAUUGAGUCUACCUGCGACGAGUCCACCGAGCAAGGACACAAGGCACCUCUCAGAUAA